This is a messenger RNA of Cricetulus griseus (Chinese hamster), 4231 nucleotides long. The record is from RefSeq and is a predicted model, not a curated record. Lineage: Eukaryota; Metazoa; Chordata; Mammalia; Rodentia; Cricetidae.
GGGAAAUGCUGUGUGAAAAUAGCAAUCCAAAAGUUCUUAGUAAACUGCAGCCAGAGGGACUCAGACUAGAAUGGAGGUAGGAAGAGCUGGGACAGCUUGGGCUUAAUCCUAAGCUUUUCUUCGGGCUGAGUUUCUGUUGCUUGUUAACUUAGGGCAUUUGCAGAUAGAUGUAUUGCUCACUGGUGGUGUGGAGGCUUGGGCAGAACCAACAUCAACGUUCUGAGCUAGAGUUUGGAAUACCAGUGUGUGUGUGCGUUCAGUGUUUUUAUUAAAGGAAAUCAAGAGCCCAGCACAGAUCCUGUCUUCAUCACCUAACUGCAAAACCAGAAGUUAAGAAACAGUAUCCUAAAGGCACUUUUCAGAAGUCUUGAGAUGGCUCUGAAUAAUUGUUCCCACCUGGACCUGGAAGUGGACCCUUUCCUGCAUUGCAACAACACCUUCAAUCAAAGUCUGAACCCCCCCAAGAUGGACAACUGGUUCCACCCAGGAAUCAUUUAUGUCAUUCCUGCUGUUUAUGGGGUUAUCAUCGUGAUAGGCCUCAUUGGCAAUAUCACCCUGAUCAAGAUCUUCUGUACAGUCAAGUCCAUGCGAAACGUGCCAAACCUGUUCAUCUCUAGCCUGGCUUUGGGAGACCUGCUGCUGCUGGUAACCUGUGCCCCUGUGGAUGCCAGCAAGUACCUGGCUGACAGAUGGCUAUUUGGCAGGAUGGGCUGCAAACUUAUCCCCUUUAUACAGCUUACCUCAGUGGGGGUGUCUGUCUUCACACUAACGGCACUGUCUGCAGACAGGUACAAAGCUAUCGUCCGACCAAUGGAUAUCCAGGCAUCACACGCCCUGAUGAAGAUCUGUCUCAAAGCUGCCUUGAUCUGGAUUGUCUCUAUGCUGUUGGCCAUCCCAGAGGCUGUGUUUUCUGACCUCCAUCCGUUCCAUGUGAAAGAUACCAACCAAACCUUCAUUAGCUGUGCCCCCUACCCACACUCUAAUGAGCUGCACCCUAAAAUCCACUCUAUGGCUUCCUUUCUGGUUUUCUACAUUAUCCCACUGUCAAUCAUCUCUGUCUACUACUACUUCAUUGCCCGAAAUCUGAUUCAGAGUGCCUACAAUCUUCCCGUGGAAGGCAAUAUACAUGUCAAGAAGCAGAUUGAAUCCCGGAAGCGACUUGCCAAGACAGUACUGGUGUUUGUGGGACUCUUUGCCUUCUGUUGGCUCCCCAAUCACGUCAUCUACCUGUACCGCUCCUACCACUACUCAGAGGUGGACACCUCCAUGCUCCACUUUGUCACCAGCAUCUGUGCCCGCCUCCUGGCCUUCACCAACUCCUGUGUGAACCCCUUUGCCCUCUAUCUGCUGAGCAAGAGCUUCAGGAAGCAGUUCAACACUCAGCUUCUCUGCUGCCAGCCUGGCCUAAUGAGCCGGUCCCACAGCACUGGGAGAAGUACCACCUGCAUGACCUCCUUCAAAAGUACCAACCCCUCAGCCACCUUCAGCCUCAUCAAUGGAAACAUCUAUCAUGAGGGGUAUGUCUAGACUAAUCCCUCGACAUUGCCUCCUAAGGGACUCCAGAUUUUGUUUUAUGGAUGGCCAGGAGCCCUGUAAUUGGUUGUUAUCUCUGUACUUUCCAAAGACCCUUCAGGAGGCUGAGGGAUACAGAUGGGUAGGAGAGAUGUGCAAAUGCACCAAUCACUAUUGUAUCUCAAAGUGCUGGCUUCAUUUUCCAUUUCAGUUUGGGAGGGCUUCUUCUGAUGGAGAUCAAAUCUUCCUUUAAAGAGGAAGGAACAAAUUGGAAAUUAUUACCCAAAGCGCCAAGCCCUGCUAUGCAAGUAUGGUCAAUUAAGUCAUAGAAAUUGUAUGAACAAAGAGAGCUGAGAAGCCAUGCAUUGGAUAUCUACUCUGUGAAAGAUUUUAUUUAAACAGAAGCUGAUUGCUUUCAAAACAUGGCUUGACUCUUUUUUCCAGAAAUAUCUAUAAUAUGUAAACUAAGGGACAACUUUAAUUUACAUUCCUAAAACUAGAAGCCAACUCUAAAAAAGAGUCCCAUGUGUGAGGAAUGGACUUAAUUUAUAACAUUGGAUGCCAGUGUAAUAUAAAACAAACCUCUAAAUAUUGACUUUUAAAAAAAAAUGUUGCUGAGGACAUGGGAGAAACACCCACUAUAAAAUGUUAAGACAAAUUACAAGCAAACAAUAGAUCCAUGUAUGAAUAUAGAACAAUAGCUUAUGCUCUGACUUCUCAUUUCAUCAAAAUUCUGGUUGUCAUUAAUCCAAUUUGGGCCAUUGCAGUGUCAUUCUUCCAUGGAGGAGAAAUCCUUUUGUGAGAAAAAAAAUGAUCAUUUUAUCAAAGCAACAACUAUGUAUAAAUGUAUAAAUGGUGGUGUGUAUUCUUGGUAUGCAUAUAUUGAAUCAAAUGUAUUUACUUAGGUUUAAUUGUCCUUGCUAUGGUGAAGCAGUAGUUUCAAUUUGAGAAAGAGCAUAACUGUAGAUAAAUAAAAUCAUGUUUAUACUGGAUGUAUAGGUCCCCUAAAGUUUGGGAAGGAAAUUAAUAUAAUAUAAUUUUAGUAACAUGAUCUGAUGUCUGAACAUGUAUAAAAAGUCAUAGAAAGCUUAGAUUUUUGAACCAACAAAAAGGUACAUAUUUGUUUCUAUUUUAAAAGAAUGUGUAUGAAAUAGUCCACAUGCAGAAAAAGACUAGACAAGCAGCUCCAUUUUUCUCUAAAUGCAUAGAGAGUACUCUAAAGUUUGGACCAUCUUACUUGAGAAAUUCUGCUUUGACUUUUUCUGAACUUAAAGAUGGGCCAAUUCUGACAUACUGUGAAUAUGCAAACUCACUUGACUCUAAGUCUAAAUUGUACAAGUGUUUCCUAAUGUGUAUUCCUUAAUUCCUAAGGCAAUUUUAGUUCAAGCUUUCUCUGCCUGGGUGAGAUAUAAACAGCAAGCACAUAGCACAUAUAAAAAGCUUUCUGUUGGUUGAUGUGGAGAAGUACUGGCUAACUGUGGAGCUUUAGGCAUUAGGACCAAGACAGUGUAAGGAUUUGUGCUUACAGUUGUACCAUCUGGAACAAAAUCUCUUCAUUCCCAUUUUCUCUGGGCUUUUAUGUACUGUAAACACAAGCUUUUCUGGUAGUCCUUAAUUACAUUGCACUGUUUGAAAAGCAAGACAGACAGACAGUGGAGGUAAAAGAACCAAGAUGUCUUGCUAUCCCAACCUUACCUCUAGCUAUAUGACUUUGUCUAUCAGUUUUUCCACCUCUAGGCUCCUUUUUCAUGUUUAAAAUGAGAAGACAGAGCUAAGUCCCUUUUAUUGCUAAGAUUCUCUGAGUCUCUUCAUCAUCUCCAGCUCUGUCUUGAAAACACAGGUAUGGUCCACCUCCGUAGUUACAGAACCCUUCACCCAUUCUUCCAUGUUCCCAUGUACCUGGGCAGGAUGAAAGAAGCUAGGUUGUUCGGCUACCCAGGGACUCUUUGGCUUCACUCACAUGAAUAAAGGUUCAUGAGCUUGCACUGUUUUAGAAUUAGAGCUGAAAGAUUUAUAAGAAAACAUGUGGCCCAGUCUUCUCACUGUUCAAAGGGAAGUCUUGCUCUUCACUCUUUUUUAGCUUUCACACACCUGUUCUCUUAAAAUACUGUGUCACAACUUUACUCUUUUGCCUCAGCCCUUCAAAACCCUUGAGCAUAAAUGGCUCCAUGCCUGGAUAGUUGUUAACAUAGACAGCAUUCUGGGAUGUCAAGAAUUCUGGCAUAUGGAAUUUAGGGUAAUAGUUUUAGCAUCUCUGAUAUACCUGCUCCUAGAGACAUUUCCGGAACAGGAUUCAGCUUCCUGUCUCCCCCAGUUAAUAUCAGGGCACAGACAGUGGGUCUCUUUACUAGCUACUAGACAAACAGUGAGAAGAUCUGGGUAUUGCUAUGCGUCUUGAGGCAAAUCUUGUUACUUUCUUGUGACUUGUAAAUGAAAGAGUUGGAAGGAGUUUUGGCAGCUGGUGACCUAAACUGAUAAAACACAGAGUGAAUUAAACAAUGGGUUGACCUAGACGUUCUUAUUAGGAAAGACUUCACCGGUCCAUCUCUUCUCUAACUAAAUUUAAGUUUUGUUUUAAAAUAAAAAACCUAAAAGCAUAGGAGAAACCUGAAAUCCAUGUAGUGUCCCUUCUUCACCAGGGCAGAACACACGGGGGCUGGAGCUGAGCCAUUUCAUGCCUGGCUUCCAAAGAUAAUCACGUUUAGCACUUAUGUCUUUG